Molecule: messenger RNA, 3370 nt
Organism: Bursaphelenchus xylophilus (pine wood nematode)
Lineage: Eukaryota; Metazoa; Nematoda; Chromadorea; Rhabditida; Aphelenchoididae
Source: the annotation of a GenBank genome assembly
AUGUCGAACAGUGCCUCAGAGGCCGGCAACAGGCUUGAUCAUUUGCCCCGAGGGCCUAAUCCAAUCAGCAUUCUUUGUUAGGCCGCCUUUCACUGAUUUGCGCGGUCUUUGUUUAAGACGGGAAUGAAGUUAGUGAAAGUUGGGAACCUGGGUCCAAGAGUCCUGGGAAUGACCAUGUUCUCCAAGGGAACGGAAACAUUCAAGAAAGGAAGUGUAAUGUUUUUAUUUCAGAUAUCCAUACCCAAGGCGGAUCAAUCGGGAUGAAAUGGAAGAGCUCGUUUUGGCUGAUGGUAAGUGUUACAACAUUCUCUUUACAUAGAAUUGACAAAGUGUUGAUAUUUGGUAGAAUUUGAGCUUAUGACUUUGAUCUAACAAGGGGUUGGGGCCGAACAACACUCCGCCUUUCAAACAACCCCUUCAUUUUGAACAAUUUUGCAAAAUAUGGGACGAUGAAGUAGAAUUCGGAAGCUUUAAGUGCAAAAAUGUAAAUAAAAGAAAAGUAAAAAAUUAAAUCUUGAACAAAAUUAUAAAUUCGAGUAUUGAUACCUGCAAAAAUAAUUUUAUACGUGAAAAAUGUAAACCCAAGUGCAAUAAUUGUGUAUAAUUUUCCAAAGGUAAUAGUGAAGUUCUGAAGGAAAGCGGCUACUUUCUUUGAGAAAGAGUUCAACAAGGGUGUUUGUCUGUGACGUAACAGUGGAAGUACUCAAAGUGCGACGCUCGGAUUUUGAUGAAACUACGGGUCUAGGCCAAAUGUAAAUCUCCAAAAAUCUUAGCUCGCGCUUUGCAGGCGCAGCCGAGAUAUUUCACAAUCAUUGCGGCCGAGAGCGUACGCAAAAGGCGGGGUGCGACCAGGGAUAAAAACACUUUUUAGACGUAUAAGCAUGUAUUUGCCAGCUUUGAGAGAAAAUUGAUUUUUUGGGGAAAAAUUACCCUCUAUAAUAGAAAUAAGCAUAUAACAUGUCAUGCCAAAAAAAGUUACUUAUUUUUUUCAAUUUUCGACAGUACGACCUUUAGAAAUUUCGGUUGUUUCUGCAACGCGCGAGCUAGGAGUCUCGCAUAUGCCGUCAAAAUUUUUCUUAAUUUGUAUUAAGUUUGAUCGAAAUGUGCCCGUCGCAUACUUCCCCUGUUAGAUAUUCUCCCUUCCUCACAUUGAAUUUAUAAUAUUUAUAUGUUUACCUACCGCAUAUUGACUACACAGACCUAGUACUUAAACGUAAGAACAUGGGAGCCGAAUAUUUAGAACACUGGAUUUGUGAGAAGGGGUUCAUUAGUCUACUGUAACUUGAUUUCAGCUAAGCUGCAUGAGUUUGUUGGUCCAAGGAGAUCUCCAUUUGUAUAAUUAUCUAUUCAAAAACUAUCGAAAAGAGAUUCGUCCAAUAAACACACAGAAUCCGAGUAAGUAGCUGUGAAUUGUUAAAGAAUAUUAUCAGCCUCGACUAAUGUGACUGUCCAAUUAUUUCUGAAACAAAUCCAAAAAGUGAAAGAGAGUGACCAGACCCUAUCCCUGUAUUGCUGGAUCGAAAUGUAUUGGACUGAUUUUUACUUGAAAUGGAAUGAAAAAGAAUUCAACGGGACCAAGGAGCUGAUCGUGCCGGUCUCUGAUAUCUGGAAACCAGAUCUCUUGGUCUAUAACAAGUAAGAGUAUAGUAAAGCGAGCAUAGUAUUCCAGUGCCCAUAUGAAUGUGGAGGCGAACCAAUUGGAGACGAAUGCGGUUAUAAAAAGUGACGGCAGAGUGAGUGUCUACAGGGCCAUGGUGACACAAAUUACAUGUGUUCUCAAUCUGUAAGUCGUCUAGAGACAGCCAUCCCAUUCGUCACGAAAAUUAAAACGAUUCGAUAAAUUUGUAUACAUAGAGCGGGAUAAGUAUCUCCCUUUAUUAUAUAACAUUUUUUUAGUGAUGAUUUCCCUUUCGACCAACAGAUCUGUUACAUAAUGCUAUCUUCAUGGAGUUAUGAUGGAUCGGGGAUAAUGUUGGACACAUUGGUCCCAGCAAUCGUCGACAACUCCCAAAAUGACAUCAAUAAAAUUAGCACUUUGGCCCAUUACAUGGAGAACUCGGAAUGGCAAUUAAAUGACUUUAAAAUACGCAGAAAUCUAAAGUAGGAGGGUAGAUGUCGUAACGUGGUUGUAGCUCUCGUCUUGACUCUCUUCCUUUGCAGAUACUAUGAAUGUUGUCCCUAUGCGUUUCCUGAUCUGACUUACUUCUUCUCCAUUCGUCGCAAUCCCAUGUAUUAUCUCUUUACUCAGUUACUGCCGAGUUCGUUCAUUAGCGUGGUAAGUGUGGCCACUUGCAAUAACUGAUACUACUUUUGCAGAUCACAAUCAUCGGCUCCUUCACUCCGCAUCACACAACAGGAGAGAAUCAGGAAAAGAUUACUCUGGGCGCGACGGCCGGCAUGGCCAUUGUCAUUAUUUGUAAGUUUAUUGAAAUACGAAGUGCUUAAAACAAGGAAUUUAUCUGAAUUCUCGAGGCUUGGCCUCCAAGCGCCAUAAAUUAAACACUGAUAAUUCUUUGCGUCUGUAAUCAAAGCUCUUAAACUUAUCAACCCUUGGAACUAGAUUUUCUUCACAUGUUGACCUCGGCGUAGUUAAUACUAUUAUAGUUCAUAGCAAUUUUUAUUAAUCUAAAUUUCAGUAAUGAUGAUAGCGGACAAACUUCCGGCCACUUCGAAUACCCUCCCAUUGCUCGGCAAGUUCUAUGUCGGAUUAAUCUUUAUCAUCUUCUUCGGCACCAGCUGUACUACUGUGGUAAUGAGCAUACAAAUGAGGGGGAAUCAAGGGAAGCCGAUCCCGGAAUGGCUGAGAACGAUGAUCAGGAACAGCCGAGUAUUACAGUACAUCUUCAAACAUGUGGAUACUAGAAGUAGAGCAACUGUAAGUGCUUCGGGAUUACAAAAACGGUGGAACACAAUAUCCUUGUAAUCACAAUAUGAGUUAAUAAAAAGCUUUCUUCAGAAAAGACAAUGCACUUGCAUGAAGAGAUCUAGCUCGUAUUUUGUGAAGUCGGAAAACGGAGAUUGCAAAUGGGUAUGUCAAUAGAAGACGGGCAAAAUAUAAUUACAGCUGAUCCCCACCCACGCCCUCACUUCAGACAACUUCUCUCUCACUCCGCCUUAUCAACGCAUUUUAUCGAUCAUCGGGGAUAUAAAAUUCUCGACCGAGGCCACAUCACAAACUCUGAGACACGAUCAGAGAUUGGACGAGAUCAGAAGAGAAUGGGAAUACAUCGCCCGAGGGCUUGAUAGAGUCCUGCUCUUCUUCUUUGUUACAGUAACCGUCUUAUACGAACUUUGGCUACUCAGUUUAACCAACAUUACACCCUUAAAGAUUUCAGAGGAAUUUAUGAACAGAACUUCUGGAUUAUCGUAG